AUGAGCUUCACAGACCUGGAAGAUGUUGAAAUUCAGCAAGAAUCGACUCGAAGAGCUCUUAUCUCCAGCAGGCCUUUUUGGCUUACGAUGUCACGAGUUCUGCAAUUGCUGCUUGCAUUCACCAAUCUCAUUCUGACGGGUUAUGCUGUGUCGAUAUUCGGCGGCGACUUUUUCCAUACUUUUGGAAUCAGCUUCUUAGCUUUCGUGUGGACUGUGGUUUUCAUGCUCUACAUCUUCAUCACCCCAGAACGAGCUCCAAAACUUUAUUUCUACCGAGUCCAUAUUAUUCUUGAGAUUAUCACCACAGCAUUCUGGAUUGUGACUCUCGCUCUUCUCGCCUGGGAAUGCCAAACCUGGGACGCUGCGGAAGAUGUCGUCAACGACAGCCUCACGGAAGCCGAAGCUGCGUUGGUGAACUCAUUGCCUAAUCAGUGGUCUGGUGUUACAGCUUUCCGAGUUGCACUAGCUUUUGCCACCAUGGAGACAAUCCUUUUUUCCACGACUAUGUUCAUAAUAAGACGAUUGCUCAUCCAAUCCUCAGCCGAAUAA
Molecule: messenger RNA, 549 nt
Organism: Mollisia scopiformis
Lineage: Eukaryota; Fungi; Ascomycota; Leotiomycetes; Helotiales; Mollisiaceae
Exons: 7
Coding region: 1-549 (182 amino acids)
Source: RefSeq, a predicted model, not a curated record